This is a messenger RNA of Fonsecaea multimorphosa CBS 102226, 1347 nucleotides long. RefSeq lists its product as uncharacterized. The record is from RefSeq and is a predicted model, not a curated record. The coding region runs from base 1 to 1347 and encodes 448 amino acids. The transcript is spliced from 2 exons. Lineage: Eukaryota; Fungi; Ascomycota; Eurotiomycetes; Chaetothyriales; Herpotrichiellaceae. Gene Ontology annotation, molecular function: protein binding.
AUGAAAACCGAGCUGGCCUCCGUAUUGACGACUCUAUGCUUUCUGACCGCAAGCGCGCUGGAAGCGCCCUCGGCAUGGGAAGAAUGGUCAACUAUCCAGAAGAGCGACAGUGCUGUCGAGGCCGGUGACAGCACGCUUGGCGAUAGGCUUCUCCGCGGAUCAGGUCAAGCGGAACCCCAUACCGCCGACGACUCUGCCGUUGCUUCUUCCAACGAUGAAGAACAUGCCUACAGAACGGAUCAUUUUCGAGGUCCAUGGUCCCAUGAACCGGUCUGUACCGACUACUUGGACACGCUGGGCGACCAACUGUGCGUGUACACCGACGCAACAUUCGGCAACGGCCGAGGCAUAUCGAUAUUCACGACGCCCGGCAUUGCGCAAGAGUUCGCCUCGCUCUUACCCUUCCAGGACCCUUCUGCCCUCUCCUCCCACGGGAUCAACCCGCCGGAAGACAGCAACGCGGACGCCAACCGGCCAUGGUACACGACGUCGAUCCCAGGAAAGGGAAUGGGCAUGCUUGCCUCCCGCGCCCUGCAACGCGGCGACCUCGUCACGGCAUACACGCCGUACCUGCUCGCGCACAUGGAGAACGUCCUUUCGACCUCGGAGCGCGAGAGAUUCUUGCGAGUGGCCGUGGACCAACUUCCCCCAGCCAGCCGGGACCAGUAUCUCGGCUUGGCAAAGAUCUACGGCGAGCCGAGUGUCGUGGUCCAGGACGUGGUGAAGGCCAACGCCUUUGAGAUGCAGGUCGCGGGCCAGAUGCAUUUGGCCGUGUUUCCCGAGGCGUCGAGGAUGAACCAUGCGUGUGCGCCAAACGCACAAUACUACUUAUCUCCAGGAUUCCUCACACACUUCGUGCACGCCGUACGCCCAAUCGCCCAAGAUGAAGAAAUCACCAUCUCCUACGCGCCGCCCCUGCGCCUUUACGCCGACCGACAAUCGUACCUCCAAUCGACAUUCCAAUUCACAUGCACGUGCCCUCGCUGCACGCACUCGGCUCACCGCCCGCUCGAGGACUCGGACAAAGCGACCGAGGACAUGAUCGCCUUGCAGUGGGCCUUGUCGCAGUGGACGCACAACUCGACCGCGUCGGUGAAAAAGGCCGAGAUGCUGGUGGGCUUGUACAUCCAGGAAGGGCUGGACGCGUUCCUCGACGACGCGUAUGGGCAUGCCGCGCUGACGUACAACGCCGCGGGGAGCGCCAACGGCGCCAAGAAGUAUGCGAAGCUGGCAGCAGGGGCGACGCGCUUAAAGUACGGGCCCGAGGCGGAGGCGGCGAGGGAGUGGGAUAGGAUCGGGAAGGAUCCCACGAUGCAUUCGAGUUGGAGGAGGAGGAAGACGGGAUAG